Echinostoma caproni is the source of this 462-nucleotide messenger RNA. NCBI's taxonomy places the organism in Eukaryota, Metazoa, Platyhelminthes, Trematoda, Plagiorchiida, Echinostomatidae. The record is from the annotation of a GenBank genome assembly.
UUUCUCGAAACACGACCCGCCUUGGAAGAUCUGAUCGCAAAGAAUAUUUUACCCAGCACCACUCCGGAAGCUCGGGCGGAAAUGCGUAUUGAGAUCGAGGCCACUCUGGAACGACGUUUGAGUCAACGACCAACUGCCGGUGAACUGGAACAGAAGAAUAUUCUGCAUUCCGAUACUGAGGAGGCUCGUCUGAAAGCGAAAGAAGAGAAGAAGCGUAUUCUGACGCGCAAGUUGUCAUUCCGCCCGACCGUAGACGAGUUGAAACAGCGUCGCAUCAUUCGAUUUAACGAGUACGUGGAAAUGAGCGAAGCGGAUGCGUACGAUCGUCGUGCUGACAAGCCCUGGACGCGACUUACCCCAAGGGAUAAGGCGGAUAUACGAAGGGAACUGAACGAGUUCAAAGCCACGGAAAUGACUGUUCAUGUGGAAAGCAGACAGUUUACCCGAUUUCACCGGCCGUGA